Molecule: messenger RNA, 2732 nt
Organism: Agelaius phoeniceus (red-winged blackbird)
Lineage: Eukaryota; Metazoa; Chordata; Aves; Passeriformes; Icteridae
Gene: IFT88
Product: intraflagellar transport 88
Biological process (GO): non-motile cilium assembly; kidney development; intraciliary transport
Cellular component (GO): ciliary base; ciliary basal body; non-motile cilium
Molecular function (GO): kinesin binding
Source: RefSeq, a predicted model, not a curated record
ACUACUGCUGUUUAUAUUUUGCAUUUUAAAAUAUUUAUAUAAAACCACCAAGAUAACAUUUGGCAUGUUACAUGUUUCACAGAAAAAUGAUGCAAAAUGUGCAUCCAGCUCCUGAGAAUAAUGAAGAUGAUCUCUAUUCUGGCUACAAUGAUUAUAAUCCCAUGUUUGACACAGAGGAUUUAGAAAAUGAUGUAGCUUUUCAACAGGCAGCAAGAACAAGUCAUGGAAGAAGACCCCCUGUGACAGCCAAAAUUCCUGCUACAUCAAGUCCAAGACCUCUAGCUACUGGAUUUGGGUCAAAGGCAACUUUAACUUCAUCUAUGGGGAGACCUAUGACAGGAACUAUACAGGAUGGGAUUUCUCGACCAAUGACAGCAGUGCAAGCUGCAGGUUACACUAAAGCAGCUGUGAGAGGUUCUUCAUUUGAUCCUCUUGGCCAAGCAAGAGGUCCUGCUUCACCUCUGGAAAAGAAAACUUCAGACAGUUUAGAAGAGAAGAUGAGACAGUUGGAAAAAAAAGUGAAUGAACUGGUUGAAGAAAGCUGUGUUGCCAAUAGCUGUGGAGACUUGAAAUUGGCUCUGGAGAAAGCAAAAGAGGCUGGAAGACAGGAAAGAGAAUUGUUGAGACAACGUGAACAAAUCGCUCCUCCAGAAAGUAUCAACUUAGACCUCACUUACACAGUUCUCCUCAAUCUGGCCAGUCAGUAUGUUGCUAAUGAAAUGUAUGCUGAAGCACUGACUACUUACCAAGUUAUAGUGAAGAAUAAGAUGUUCAGCAAUGGAGGUAUACUGAAGGUAAAUAUGGGAAAUAUUUAUUUAAAACAACGGAACUAUUCCAAAGCUAUCAAAUUCUACCGUAUGGCUCUAGACCAGAUUACUAGUUCCCACAAACAGAUGAGGAUAAAAAUAAUGGAAAAUAUUGGAGUUGCAUUUAUUAAAACUGGCCAAUACGUUGAUGCCAUUUCUUCAUUUGAAGAAAUAAUGAGCAUAUCCCCAAACCUGAAGGCAGGCUUCAACCUGAUCCUGUGUUACUUUGCUAUUGGAAAUGGUGAGCAAAUGAAGAAAGCCUUCAAAAACCUCAUCGAAGUUCCCUUGGAAGUGGAUUAUGAAGACAAAUACAUUUCAUUAAAUGAUGAUCUACAUACAAAUCUACUGAUUGAAGCCAUUAAAAAUGACAGUUUAAGUCAAAUAGAACGUGAGAGGAAGUCCUUGGCAGAGGAAUACAUCAUGACAGCUGCUAAACUCAUUGCACCAGCAAUCGAGACAUCUUUUGCAGUAGGCUAUGACUGGUGUGUUGAUGCAGUGAAAGCUUCCCACUAUGUGGAAUUAGCCAAUGACCUGGAAAUAAAUAAAGCCACUACUUACUUGAGGCAACAGAAUUUUAACCAGGCCCUGGAGACUUUGAAAAUAUUUGAAAAAAAGGAUAGCAGAGUAAAGAGUGCAGCUGCAACAAACCUUUCAUUCCUUUAUUAUUUGGGGAAUGAAUUGGAACAAGCAACUAACUAUGCAGAUUUAGCAGUAAAUUCUGAUAGGUACAAUCCAGCAGCUCUAACUAACAAAGGAAAUACUGUUUUUGCAAAUGGAGACUGUGAAAAAGCAGCUGAAUUUUAUAAGGAAGCUCUCAGGAAUGAUUCCUUAUGCACUGAAGCACUUUAUAAUCUUGGUUUAGCUUACAAGAAGUUAAACAGGAUAGAUGAAGCUUUGGAUUGUUUUCUGAAACUCCAUGCAAUCCUUCCAAAUAGUGCCCAAGUCCUUUACCAGCUAGCAAGCAUAUACCAGAUCAUGGAAGAUCCCAAUCAAGCCAUAGAGUGGCUGCUGCAGUUGAUUAGUGUAGUACCAACUGAUCCACAUGUACUUUCAAAGCUAGGGAAUUUAUAUGAUACUGAAGGUGAUAAAUCCCAGGCUUUUCAUUAUUAUUGUGAGUCAUACCGGUAUUUCCCUUCCAACAUUGAGGUCAUUGAGUGGCUUGGAGCAUAUUACAUUGACACCCAGUUCUGUGAAAAAGCCAUUGAGUACUUUGAAAGGGCAGCACUUAUCCUGCCAACACAAGUGAAGUGGCAGCUGAUGGUUGCCAGUUGCUACAGAAGAAGUGGCAACUACCAGAAAGCUCUGGAGAAAUACAAAGUCAUUCACAGAAAAUUCCCAGAGAAUGUUGAAUGCCUCAGAUUUUUAGUUCGUCUCUGCACAGACAUGGGGCUGAAAGAAGUCCAGGAAUAUAUAACAAAGCUCAAGAAAGCAGAAAAAUUAAAAGAAAUCAGAGAGCAGCGCAUUAAAUCUGGCAGAGAGGGCAGUGCACGGAGCCGCAAAGAGGGAAGUGGUGAUAGUGGUGGUACCAAAGGGGAAAGACUGAGUGCCAAACUGAAAGUUCUGCCUGGAACAAAUGAACCCUAUGAAGGUAGCAGCAGUAAAGAAAUAGAUGCCUCCUACGCAGAUCCACUUGGCCCACAACCAGAAAGACCAAAAACAGCAGCAAGAAAAAGAACGGAGGAAGAUGAUUUUGCUGAUGAAGAACUAGGAGAGGAUCUGCUUCCAGAAUAGCAUAUGGGCCGCUCAUCUUUUUUUUUAAUCCUUGUAAAAGUUUUAGCUGAAACACUUUUCAUUCAUAAUGAUUUUGUAGUGGAUUUUUAUAAACUAUUCAUUAAAUACUUUGAACAUGUGGUACCUUAUGUUAAAAACUUGGAUUUGUAAUUGCAGUGUCUUCUGUGAUUGAUUAAAAAAAUAAUGGUGAGGUUA